UUACUCGUUCUCGCCUCCCGGCUAUUCUUAUCAAAUUACCUGAGUUUCCCCACAAAGCCGGCGACUUGGGUUACCAUCGGAGCCCGGAGUCUUCUCGGAAUAUUCCCCAACUUGUCGUAAUUAAUGCAGCUUGAAACCGCGUAUUGAAGUAAGGUCUGAUCGAUCGAAUCCACCUUUUGAGCAAGAACUUCUUUUGAUCGAUUCCGUUCGAAGAAUAUCGAAAGGACCGAGAAGGGUUCCCAAGCUCUCUAUCUCUAUAAUCUAAUCCACGAUGAGUUUCCUCUUCGGAAACCGGAAAACCCCCGCAGAGCUACUGCGGGAGAACAAAAGAAUGCUUGACAAAUCUAUCAGAGAAAUAGAAAGAGAGAGACAGGGGCUCCAAACCCAGGAAAAGAAGCUUAUUGUGGAGAUCAAGAAAACGGCUAAGCAAGGCCAAAUGGGAGCUGUAAAAGUAAUGGCAAAGGACCUUAUUCGGACAAGACAUCAGAUUACUAAGUUCUAUGCACUCAAGUCUCAGCUCCAGGGUGUUUCUCUUAGAAUUCAGACACUAAAAUCAACACAAGCCAUGGGUGAGGCCAUGAAAGGUGUUACCAAAGCUAUGGGACAGAUGAACAGGCAGAUGAACCUACCAGCGUUGCAAAAGAUAAUGCAAGAGUUUGAGCGUCAGAAUGAAAAGAUGGAAAUGGUCAGCGAAGUAAUGGGAGAUGCCAUAGAUGAUGCUCUGGAAGGAGACGAGGAAGAGGAAGAAACAGAAGAGUUAGUUAACCAGGUCCUCGAUGAGAUUGGCGUCGACAUCAAUGCAGAGCUUGUCAAGGCACCCUCAUCCGCAGUGGCUGCUGCACCAGUGGCAGCUCCAAGGGUUGCCCAGGCUGAAACAAGUGGGAAUGAAGAGAGCGGGAUAGAUAGCGAUCUACAAGCAAGGUUAGACAAUCUAAGGAAAAUGUAACUUUCCAGAUAAAAUUUCACAGAUGAGUGCGAGGGAAAGCUGGGGCCAUGUAUUAUAUGUAAGAUAUAUUCUCAUUAUCAAGCCUGGUGUUUGGCAUAUUGGAAUGAUUCAGUAAAUUCGUGUUUGGGCUUCCAUCACUAUAAACAUAUUCUUUUCUUUCAUUUGUUUUUGAGUUGCCAGUACUCUCUUUCAAUCUUUAUCCCUGUUUUAGUGCUGAAA
Messenger RNA from Phoenix dactylifera (date palm), 1165 nucleotides. NCBI's taxonomy places the organism in Eukaryota, Viridiplantae, Streptophyta, Magnoliopsida, Arecales, Arecaceae. The record is from RefSeq and is a predicted model, not a curated record.